Molecule: messenger RNA, 2625 nt
Organism: Culicoides brevitarsis
Lineage: Eukaryota; Metazoa; Arthropoda; Insecta; Diptera; Ceratopogonidae
Gene: Papss
Product: bifunctional 3'-phosphoadenosine 5'-phosphosulfate synthase
Exons: 4
Coding region: 255-2222 (655 amino acids)
Biological process (GO): 3'-phosphoadenosine 5'-phosphosulfate biosynthetic process; sulfate assimilation
Molecular function (GO): sulfate adenylyltransferase (ATP) activity; adenylylsulfate kinase activity; ATP binding
Source: RefSeq, a predicted model, not a curated record
UAGAACUUUGUUGCUGUGUGAGUUCUUCAUAAAAAAUUUCUGCAGUGUGUCAAACGAAGAAAAUUCCUCACGGAAAUGAAAAACUUGUGAAAAAAAAGUUAUUUGUGUUAAAUUAAAUUCCUCAUUGAUAAGAAGUUCUGUUCCCCUUUUUUGAUUUAAAUCAAAACUAAAAAGAAGAAAAAAAUAGUUUCAAGAAUUUUUUGCAACAAAAAUCAAAUCAAAAAAGUGCAAAAUUUUAAAUAAAUCAAAAAAUAAUGGGCGACUCAGCAGAACAAAAUCCAAAAGCAAGUUCAAGCUCGAGCUAUAACGAUGCAAAAGUCGAUGGAUUAUCAUCAUCGGGCACAACAACUGCCGAUAAGAUUGUCCACAAGCGACAAAAAACUUGUUUACAAGUGGCAACAAACGUAACGGAACAAAAGCACCAUGUCACACGUGAGAUGCGCGGUCGAAAUUUGGGUCUUUGUCGCGGUUUUCGCGGAUGCACAAUUUGGCUCACAGGUUUAAGUGGCGCCGGAAAAACCUCCAUUGCCUUCGAGUUGGAAGCACAUUUGGUCGCUCGUGGAAUUCCUGCUUACGGACUCGACGGCGACAACAUUCGUACGGGUUUAAAUAAAAAUUUGGGAUUCAGUCAAGUGGAUCGUGAGGAAAAUAUUCGUCGUGUUGCUGAAGUUGCGAAACUUUUUGCCGAUUCCGGCGUUAUUUGUAUCUGUUCGUUCGUGUCGCCGUUCGCCGAGGAUCGCGAUAUGGCGCGAAAAAUCCACAAAGAUGCCGACUUGAAGUUUUUCGAGAUUUUCGUCAAUACGCCGCUGAGUGUUUGUGAGUCGCGCGACGUCAAAGGUCUGUACAAGAAGGCACGCGAAGGCGCAAUUCAGGGAUUUACGGGUGUUACGCAAGCCUACGAGGCGCCCGAACAUCCCGACUUGAAGGUAGAAACGGAAAAUUUGUCCAUCAAGGAGUCGACGGCGAAACUGCUGGAUUUGCUCGUGAAAAAUAACAUUAUUCCGGAUUUUGUGCGCGAAGAGGCGCCAAUUGUGGAACUUUUUGUGCCGACACAUCGCAAACAGGCAGCGAUGGAAGAGGCGAAAACACUGCCUUCGUUAAACAUAUCGAAUGUCGAGCUGCAAUGGCUGCAAGUGCUUGCCGAGGGAUGGGCGCAACCGUUGAAAGGCUUUAUGCGGGAACACGAAUACCUUCAAGUGCUGCAUUUUAAUUGUUUGAUCAACGAAACGGAGAACAUUCGGGACAAUAUGUCGGUGCCAAUUGUACUUUCGGCAUCGGAAGCUGACAAAAAACGUCUCGAAGGGUACAGCUCGAUUGCGCUUUAUCACAACAACGAGCCUGUGGCAAUUAUGCGGAAACCGGAAUUUUUCUUUCAGCGCAAAGAGGAGCGUUGUAGUCGACAAUUUGGCACAAAUAACGGAAAUCAUCCUUAUAUCAAGAUGAUUCACGAAUCAGGUGCUUUUCUCGUGGGCGGCGACUUGGAAGUGCUCGAUCGUGUGCGAUACAAUGACGGUCUCGACAACUACCGUUUGACGCCAAACGAAAUCCGUUUCCGACUGAAAGCCAUGAAAGCCGAUGCCGUCUUCGCAUUCCAGCUUCGCAAUCCAAUCCACAACGGGCACGCGCUCCUCAUGCAGGAUUGUCGUCGUCAAUUGCUCGAACGCGGCUUCCAAAAUCCCGUUUUGUUGCUUCACCCGCUCGGCGGAUGGACCAAAGACGACGACGUCCCGUUGCCGGUUCGCAUGGCGCAACAUCAAGCAGUUUUGGAUGCGGGCGUUCUGGAUCGCGAGACAACUUUGCUCGCAAUUUUCCCGUCGCCAAUGAUGUAUGCGGGUCCGACGGAGGUGCAAUGGCACGCAAAAGCCCGCAUGAAUGCCGGAGCGAAUUUCUACAUUGUGGGACGAGAUCCCGCGGGAAUGCCGCAUCCCGACAAGUCACUUUAUCCCGAUGGAAAUUUGUAUGAAGACACGCAUGGCGCGAAAGUUCUUUCCAUGGCACCGGGAUUGGAUAGUUUGGAGAUCAUCCCAUUCCGCGUCGCAGCAUACGACAAAAAGGCAUCUCGCAUGGCGUUCUUCGAACCGAGUCGCAAGGAAGACUUUGAAUUUAUAUCAGGCACAAAAAUGCGCGGAUUCGCCCGCAACGGAGAACUUCCGCCAACUGGCUUCAUGGAACCAAAAGCGUGGAAAAUUCUCUCAGAGUACUACCAAUCGUUGAAAAAAUAGUUUUAAAUAAUUCCGAAAGGCGAAAAUGAUAUCAUUCCGUUCCUAGAUUAAGAAAUUUCUUCGUAAGCCACAAUUUCCGACGACGAGCAACUAAUUUAAAUAGCAAGCCAGUAUUUAGAAAAACAAAAUAAAUAAAUUCAAGGGCCUGGAAAAUAAUUAGAAAAAAAAAUAAAUUUAGAAAUUGUUACAUUUUUACCUAAAUAUGGAGAGCACAAUAGACAGAGCAUGUCGAAAAAGGUUAAUUAAUUUAAAAUUUUAAAAUAUAUUUAAAUGUUUUGUAAAUUUUGUUGAAAUUUUUUGUGAAAGAUUGUGUACUUUAAACAUUAAUUGUAAUUUUUAUUAGUUUUAAGCACUUCUUAGAGUUAUAUUUGGACUGUUUUAUUGAGAGAAAUAAAAUUUAUGA